Lymnaea stagnalis (great pond snail) is the source of this 147-nucleotide messenger RNA. Lineage: Eukaryota; Metazoa; Mollusca; Gastropoda; Lymnaeidae. The record is from the annotation of a GenBank genome assembly.
AUGUUUUGCUCCAUCCUCACCCUCUGUGUUGUUGCUUACUUCAUUGUCGACUGGGUGCUGCACAUGUUCAAGGUCGGCCAACAAAGGCACAGACAUGUGUUCAUCACCGGAUGUGACAGUGGAUUUGGGCGGGACCUGGCCGUGUGA